AAACGCUCUCUCUCCGAAGACAUCUCGCAGCGUGUAUUGCCUCCCCCCCGCCAGAAUCAACCGCCAGCGGCCUGGAUGGUAGUCACCGGGAACGUCCACUACGCGCGCGACCGGGCGUGGUUCAGCACCUACAGGCCUGUGAACGUUACAUUGGGAACAGGAGGAGGAUUGGGAACAGGAGCAAUUGCGAACACUUAUACCUCUGGACCCGGCGAGAACGAUGGAUUGCAGGUUUGUGGAGUUGGAACGGUUGUUUUAGAGGUGGGAGAGGGACAGGAGGGAAGUGAUAACCGUGGAGAAGGAAAAGGAAGAAGAAUACUGCUGGAGAAUGUACUGCAUAUCCCUUUGGCGCUGUGUAACGGGUUCAACCCCUUACUGCUCGGUCAUGGAAUGGAAUGCACUCCUGAAACAUGGGUUGGCAAGGACGGGAGUGGACGGAUCCUGUGGCGGGCUGUACCUGGAUUAUCUGGGAGUCGAUUGCUUCUGAAUGGAGAGAAUGCUACUGGCGAACUCGUCGAUGGAGUGGACUAUAUCCUUGCGGUGAAUGUGA
Molecule: messenger RNA, 550 nt
Organism: Penicilliopsis zonata CBS 506.65
Lineage: Eukaryota; Fungi; Ascomycota; Eurotiomycetes; Eurotiales; Aspergillaceae
Exons: 1
Source: RefSeq, a predicted model, not a curated record